UCUAAUUAUUAUGAAUAUAGAAGUAUGUACAUAAAUACCGCACACGAUACAUGGAAGUUCUGGUUCCAGUCUGUUUUAAACGAUGAGUGCAAUCAACAUAACAUUAGUACUUCUAAUCACAUUUUCCUUUGUUUAUAUAAAUAAUGGACUUAAUAUACCCAGUAAAUUAGAAUCGAAUGUUCUAUCUGUAUUCAUUCCUGAUGAUAGUCGACCAAUUCAUGAUAUUAAAAGAAAGGAAGUCAUCGACGAAGCUUUACAGCCAAUGAGCGUUAAAGAAAUAGACAUUUUUGAAACGGGUGAAAGUAGCAAUGACUUUGUAUAUCGUCCUCUAUUUGUAUAUCGGCGAAUCGAACACAGCAAACGAAGAAUCAAUAUGUAUAAUGCAUUUGCCGGUUAAAAUAACAAACAGAUUAACGCACUACUAUUUGUUAGAUUACUGCCGCUUCUGCCGGAAUAUCUCCUGUACACGAUCUUAAAGCCAAAUUAGAUUCAAAAGUUGCUGGAGAGUCUUUCCUGCUUAAUUCCCCUCACAAAGCUCUAAAGCACUUGGAUAAUUCUAUAUUAAAAGCAACAAAAAAUGUAACUCAAAAUCCUCAGAUGGAAGAAAAACUGUAUCAGAUUUCCAAAGAUCUCGUUUCAGCUAUUUUGUCCAAAUUAGAAAUUCAAGAUAAGAUAACGAGAGUUACGAGAGAGGCUCUUGAAGCACCAGGAAAAAAUAAGGGCAUCACAGCCAUUGAAACACGAAGGAUAUUAGAUUAUAUAUCACGAACAUUAUCAGGAAACAUUCUUAGUGUCACGAGAUCAUCAACGGAGCCGGAACUACAUCGAUUAGUAUAUGGCUUGGCUCAAAUUGCAGCAGAAGUUUCCAUUGUCUCAGCAUUAAAAGAUAUAACCUAUGCGAGCGCUUUAUCGAAGAAGCAGUCUGUAGAUUUAUCGUUGCGUAAAAAGAGAGCAAUUGUAUCGGGAGCAGGAAAUAAAUUAGCUCUACCCGUUCCAGUGACUAACUCUGUUCCGACGAUUUAUGAUGCUAUAUUGAAUAAAUCUGCCGAUAUGGUCACACCAUCUGCACCACUUAUGCAUGAUAAUAUGACAAUACCCUUAUCACCAUUUUCCGUUUUACCUCAUGGCAACUCGUUACAUAUAUUGAAUUCUAAACCUACUGUAGCUAUUGGUAUCAGAGGAUUUUUAAAUCAAACCGCAUUGGAUAUUGAAAACAAUGAACGAAAUGUCAAUAAAACAGCAGAAUCAAUACUAAUAGAAAACUCCGUUAAUGGGACUCAUGAAUUGGUAAUAGAUACACCGAAUUACGAAAGCCAAGACAUUUUGGUAGAUGACUGGCUUGACUCAAGGGACAAUAUUUACAAACCUGCUCUAAACGCAGAUGUUGUGGCAGAAAUUAAUUUAGAUCAGCCUGAGUAUGAGGAAGAGGCAAAAAAUGAAAAGAGAGCUAAACAGAAGAUGGAAAAACUUGAAGCAAAGGCCAAGAAAGCAAUUCUGUAUGCAGGUGAUGUAGCGUAUUUGACAGCAGCUAGCGUUGUGGCCAUGCGACGGGCGUUGACUGCGUCUAUCGAGGUGCAAAUGUCCGUAAGGUACGCUAAGAAUGGUAUGGCGAACCAUCAAGAGCUAAUGAUGAAUUUGGCGAAAACUGCGGCGCAGCAGGCUGGUAAGGAAGCUAAGAGCGCUAGUUCAAAAUCGCUUGCAUGUGAGAGAGUUAUUAAGCUUGCAUUGAAAUAUACUGCUCAAUCGCACGGGGCAAAGUUAAAUCAUGUUGCAAAUCGGAUAAUAAUGGAUUCCCUAUCAUUAGCCACGCUAGCUAAGUCGAUGGCGUACGUUUCGUCAGACAUCGCUAUCAAUUCCUUGUAUCAAGCGACGGAUGUCAAACCCCCAUCGUGAAAUCUAUGCGUUAAAGUUUCCCAAUAAAUAUUUACUGAAUAGUA
Cydia pomonella (codling moth) is the source of this 1937-nucleotide messenger RNA. RefSeq lists its product as uncharacterized. NCBI's taxonomy places the organism in Eukaryota, Metazoa, Arthropoda, Insecta, Lepidoptera, Tortricidae. The record is from RefSeq and is a predicted model, not a curated record. The coding region runs from base 598 to 1893 and encodes 431 amino acids. The transcript is spliced from 2 exons.